GGUGAGAAAAAAAUAUGCUACUUUCUACCACGCCAGAACUGUUUUGGUCUUAAUUCGUCCUCUGUGCCUGCCAUUUGGUGACUGCUAAAUAGUCAGAUGGAAGUGCAUGGAGCAGUCAGCUCAGUGUAGACAGGACUCUGUCUCAGCAGCCGGCAUGAGCAGCUGCAGUGGACCUGUAGCCUCAGGAGCAAGCAGGAUCAACCCUGCAGAGCCGCACACAGGGUCAAGGCUCCCCAGGUGUGUGCUGAGCAGCGCCGCCCUCUGGGCCCCUCCCGCAGGUGUGCGUUUGUCUUUCAGGAUGAUCUCCUGCUGGAAGCCACUUGGCCACUGGGGUGUGUUCACUACUAGAGGCUGUCAGGAGGGCUUUGAGGUUUCUAGGGAGUCCAAUGAUCUGAUUGGAUCUGUGUUUUCAGAAGGUGGUUCUACCAGUGGGCUUGGGGGAUGGGUGGUCAGGGGGAAGCUGUUACAGUCAUCAAGGAGAGAGAUGACAAGGGCCUGGAUCAGGCAGCCCUGGGACGGUCAGAGGGGACAGCCCUGCAGCAGAGAGGUCAGUGAAGAAGCUAGUGUCAGUCUGAGGCAUGAGGUGGCAAGGGCAGAAACAGAAGGGCAGGGGAAGAAGGACAGGCUGGGAGGCAUUCUGGAGUGGAGUGGUCAGGGGCUGGACGACCAAGAUGUGAGAUGGGGGUCAGAUGAGAGCCCCUCACUGGAGUUCCUCCUUACACAGUCCUUACAGCAACCUGGGCCUGGGGUUUUCCUCUGGAAACCUGGCCUCAUCCAGGUCACCCACACUCACAUGUCCUUGCCCCACGUGUGUCAGGAAGGAAGGCUGCUUGGUUUUGGAGCUGUCUCCCCAGGCCCACAGUGCCAGGCCCUAGCCCCAAGAGCCAUCCCAGCCAGCAUCAGCACCCUCAGCAAGGCCCCGUGGGUCCUCAGCUUUUCCAGGGUCCUGUGGCCCAGCCUGCCUCACCCCGGCAGCAGCGGCAGCUGCCCUUCCCUGUGUGUGGCCCCGGGCGCACCCUUGUCUUCCUGUUUCCCACGGCCCAUCUGGAGAAGGCCGCCAGCUUUGGCUUGCUGGCAUCUCGCAGGGGUCCCUUCCGUGGGCACAUUAGGCUAUGCCCUGUGCCCACUCGUGUCCCAGUGUAGGCGGCUGGUGGUAGGCCAGUGGCCGGGGCAGAGCGCCACUCUCCUGGGCACGUGGCCUGCCAGCCAGCCAGAACACAGCCAGACCAGGCGACGCUCCCUCCACCUAGCCCUGCCUCCAUCGUUUUCGCCUUUUAUUUCUCCCACCUCCAACCACCAAAAGAUGUUUCUCAGGGACGUCAACUGGAAGACAAGGUAAACAGCUAAAGUCUUCUGGCAAAUUCCCGCAGCAGUGAGGCUGACGGAGUGAAGGUGAACCGCAGGCCGGCCAGAUCAUACGUUCCUGCCAAGGCUUGUGGAUGUGUGUGAGGAAAGGCGGGCAGAAGGUACCCUCUGGCACACUGCCAUGUGGCCCCCCAUGGGAGGGUUGUAGAGCAAGUGAAAAAAGGUUGCAAGCCCCAAGUUCCAAAAUGUUGAAAAGGAAGUUGUACUGAGAGGUCACUUCUCCUAUGUGACAGCAGAGACGUGGGAAAGAGGCAAGAUUGUAAAUCUCUGGAAAGAGAUCCAAGGUUUCCCAUCCGGGGAAGGGCCCUGCAGAUGUUCGUUUGAUAUUUUCUCAGCUUCUAAAUAUUUAGAAAUGAAGGUGGAAUGUUUUGUUGAGUGGGGAGAUCAGGCGGGUCAUUGGCUAGUGAACAGUCUCUCCCCACUCAGCAGUAGACACCCCCAAUAUAUCUUCAGGCAGUAAAUCCCCAGCAGAGGCACUUGCCUGUGUAUCCUAGCAGGAACAUCCUCUUUGACUUGCAUUUGGCAGUUAGGCCAGGCAGUAUAUUUUUGUCACAGGGAAGAAGCCCAUUGCCCUUCCAGAUGCAGGGAACAAAGGGUGGGCCGGGCCCAGCUUGGCAGUUCCAGGAGUGCACGCUCGCUGGGGAGGCCUGGCUGCAGCUGCACACACGCUCCUCGUGUCCUGUGGGGUUGCCUGGGUUCAGGGGUGGAGAUGCUUGAGCAGCGCAGCUUCAAGGGGCGGCUGGGUUUUUGCCAGAUGACCUAGGGUGGAGUGACCAGUGCCUGGCUGAGAAGGAAAGCUGGCCUGAGACAGGCUCCCCACAACCAUCCCGUGCUGUGAAGGGCGGAAACAGGAGACGAAGGGACUGGAGAUCCCUGGCAGGAGGCGGCCGAGGCAGGGAUGGACCCUGCUCAGGUUUGCUGAGCCCUGGAUUGUGGUUUGUCCUUCAGUUUUCUGGUAAAGGAUGUAUAUGAAACUGAGCCAGCAGAGAGAUCUCAUAAAAGGAAGCAGGUUUCAGAAUCACCCAGACCUUGAUUCAGAUCCUAGCCCAGGAACUUUCCAGCUGUGUGACCUAGACAGACCUCCACCUCUUUGAAACUCAGUGUUGAUAAUGCCCAUUUUGAAAGAUAAUAGUUCCAGCACUUUGAGAGGCUGAGGCAAGAAGAUUGCUUGGCCAGGGGUUCGAGACCAACCUGGGCAACAGUUGCACUGCCCCCUACUCCUUCACCCCUCCCAACAAAACAAAAAGUUAUCUGGGUAGGGUGGCAUCUGUGGUCCUAGCUUCUUGGGAGUCUGAGAUGGGAGGAUCACUUGAGCCCAGGAGUUUGAGGUUAUAGUGAGCUAUGAUUGCACCAUUGCAUUCCAGCCUGGGCAGCAGAGCAAGACCCUGUCUCUAAAAAACAUAAUAAACAAAUUUUAUUUAAAAAAAAAAAAAAUGGAAAGAUCGGGCGCAGUGGCUCGUGCCUGUAAUCCCAGCACUUUGGGAGGCCAAGGCAGGUGGAUCACGAGGUCAGGAGUUCGAGAUCAGCCUGACCAACACGGUGAAACCCCAUCUGUACUAAAAAUACAAAAAUUAGCUGGGUGUGGUGGCACGCACCUGUAAUCUCAGCUACUCAGGAGGCUGAGGCAGGAGAAUCGCUUGAACCUAGGAGGCAGAGGUUGCAGUGAGCCAAGAUCACGCCAUUGCACUCCAGCCUGGGCGACAGAGCAAGACUCCAUCUCAAAAAAAAAAAAAAAAGGAAAGAUCAUUGUAGAGUAGAAACAAAAAACUAUUUUACACACAGUUUUAUGCUCAAUAAAUAAUAACUUUUGCCAGGUGUGAUGGCUCAUGCCUGUAAUCCCAACACUGGGAGGCCAAGGCAGGCAGAUCACUUGAGCUCGAGAGUUUGAGACCAGCCUGGGCAACAAAGUAAGACCCCAUCUCUCUACAAAAAAUACAAAAAUUAGCCAGGUGAGGCAGCAUGUACCUGUAGUCCCAGCUAUUCAGGAGGCUGAGGUGGGAGGGUGGCCUGAACCUGGGAGGCUGAGGUUGCAGUGAGCCGUGGUGACAACACUGUGCUCCAGCCUGGGCAACACAGCCAGACCCUGUCUCAAAAAUAAAAAUAAAAACAAUAACUUUUACUGCUACUACCAUAUAUCUUGCAAGGAGAGGCUUUUUGAAUAUGUACAAUUCUAGAUUCAAAAUGUUUCUAAACUGGGCAACCCUAACUUUCCCUGGGAGGCCGUCUGACCACCAUCUUCUGGCCUGGCUGCACGCCGGGUCCUGACCUCCAACCCACAGCACAGUGUGGUGACCAGGAGGAUGCCACAGGCCAGAAGAGUGCUGGGGAUGGAGCUGUGCUUUGACAAUUGGUGAGAGCUGCCAUUCUGGCAAGUCCCGCUCUAGGCCUUUUGUGUACAUUUGUUUAUUUAGUGCGAGGUGAAGGCAAAGAAAUGGAGGCCUAGACAAGCCCAGGCCCUUUCCUCUCGGGCUGCGGCACAGGAGGUGCGGGGCCUCAGCGCUGGUGAGUGGGGCCCAUGCCUUAGGGCCACGCCCUGCGGGUCGCGCUAGAAGAUGCUGCGUGGCAGUGGGAGGUGUAAUAUAUCCCCUCUGGGGGAAAGGCUGCCAGCUUCCAAACACUUGCCUGUGUUAGGGCCAUGGGGAGGAGGAGAGGCGCCUGCUGGGGACACACGGGCCAGGCUCCGGCUUCAGACACCAUUGGAACCACCUUGUGGAACAUCUGCAGCCACAACACAUAAAAAUGUUUUCCUUCCGGCAGCCACUUUCAUAAGGAUGUAAUAAUAUAUGCAGUGCACAAAUGGUUCUAUUUUUGGUGGGUCGGUAUUGCCACCGAGCCGACCCUGACCAGGUGUGGAGGGGAGUGAGCAGGGGCGGGCAAGGGGGCUGUGGAAAUAUGGCCGGGUGCACCGAGCCCUGUGCCCCUCACUUCCCAAGCACCUCUCUCCUUCCCUCCCCAGCCGCUGCGUGGCCAUUUACGUGGGCUCAGCUUCCCUGCCAUGGGCUGAGGGGGGCCUGUGUUCUAGGGGAUCAGUCUGCUCCUGGGGACAGUGUCGCACACUGCAAGACCCAGCCCUCUCCUCCACCCGACCUCUUCUACCUUUGUUGGCUAAGGGGUUUCGCCUGUUUGUUGUAAGACGGCUCUUGAUUCUGAAACACAAAGAUGGUAACCACGAGGCCAAAUUGCUGAUGUGACUGGACUUGCCCAGGUGACCCAGGACCUUUGCUGAUGGCCGUGACCUCUCUUUGGGUUGUUGGUGCCCAUUUAAAAUGGGGCCCACAGUGAGCUCAAAACCCUCAUCCCUUCCCUAGGGUGGCCGGGAAUCUGCCGUCCACAUGGAGCCGGGGAGGAGGAGAGACUGAUUUGCUGGAAGGACCUCAUUCAUUUCCAUCCAACCCCCAGGCUUCCCUGCCUGCCGAGCUGACUCCAGCCAGCCCUGAGCCUAGGCACAGUAACCACCUUCACGUCUGGGAGAACACACAGUCCCCGGAGGCCAGCAUGCAAAAGUUCUUUUUGAAGCUGGGUGGAUGGAGCCCCCUCCCUCCUGAGGGUGCUCCCCAGCUCCUGUUGAGCAGACAGCCCACCCCGUCGUCUUGACACCAGGGUUUUGCUAGUGGCAGAUAAAGAUGAUGUUCCAGCAGACGCUCCAGUGCUGCCGAGGGUGGUGUGUUUAUUAGACCUGAAAUGAGAACUGUCACUCUCAAGCUCAUGGGCACUCUCACUACUCCUGUUUUAUGGAGACCCCCUGGGGUCUGAGGGUCGAGAUUCCUCAGGAUGACUCGCCAGAGUGUGCCAAGACAGAUGGGAGCAGAGAAGCCGGUCUUUCUAGCAUUUCUCUCCCUCUUUUCCACUAGUCCUCAGUAAAACAGCCUUGCCAGAACCAGAUGUCUUUUUUCUGCAGAUAUUUACUGUUAUGACUUGGGAGGCAGCAGGUUCUGGACUGUUGACCUCACCUAGACCCCCUCCUUGUCAGAUGCCACCCGUUUUCUCAGACCCGUCGGUCUCCCAGACCACAUUGCUUUGUGAGCAGAUGCCUGUCAGGGACAGCUCUAUCAGAACAGACCGAGUCCAGCCCAGUGAGCCGUGAUGUUCUCUCACUGCUCGGUUCCCCCGCUCUGCCAUCUACAGCGACAUAGGUUGGGUCUGUUCCCCUGGCAGACAGCAGGCCUUCAGAGCCCUGCCAGAAUCUCUUGUGUCUUCCCUAGCACACACACAUCCCUCCCCACCCACCACCGCCAGGCCUGGAUAGCCCUAGUUCUUUCCCAUUUCUUGGUGUCAGGGUGUUCAGACCUUUUAAGCAGAUGAACGCUAACUCAUUCAAGGCUUUUAAAACCCAGUGCCUUAGCAGGGUACAGUGGCACACACCUGUAGUUACAGCUGUGUGGGAGGAUUGCAGGAGUUCCUGUCUAGCCUGGGCAACAUAGCAAGACCUUGUCUCUUAAAAGAAAAUUAAAAAAAAAAAAAAAGUGCCCUAAACUGAAUCCAGCCCUGCAGAUGUAGCUGGGCCAGGACAGAACAGAGGGGAACCACUGCCUUCCCAAGCAAGCGAUGGAAACUGGCAGCUGCAGUGUCUUCAUCACGUGAUGGGGUGGGAAUGCUGCCCCUUAUCUGGGCACAAGGAAUAGUGUCAUCUGUGCACCUUAAAGUUGCACAAAAGCUUUCCUAGUAGCGACAUCUCGUCCUUGUCAAACUUGAAAUUAUCUAAAAACCACAAGUCUCUUCAUAGGAACUGUUUGCAAGUCAGCAGUUCCCCAUUUUGUACUGCAUGAAAUGCACCCUUGAGCCUAAAUAUCUGGCUUGCAUUUGCCCUGGUACAUUUAACUGGCAUGGUGAGGUAGGAGGAGCAAAGGCGUCGGAAUCUAACAGUGCUGUAUGAUUCUUGCUUGUUUAAGCUUCGGUUUCCUUGGGUUUAAAACAGGGUUCCUAGGAAGCUGAGAUGGAAAAAGCUGGCUGCCGCCUGGCUCCAUUCCAAGUUGCUGCUCUCGUUCUGUAGCUAGCCCAGGUUUCUGGGUUCCGUAUUAACCCUGUGACCAUCUCAACCCUUGACACUGUCGAUAGGAAGCUGGCCAUUCUCUCAGCUGGGCCUUUACUUACUAAGUCCUGGAGAAACAAGUUGACCAAGGGCAGGCAGAGACUGCUACAGGGUGCCACAUAAUGUAUGCAGUGCACAAAUGGUUCUAUUUUUGGUGGGUCGGUGUUGCCAGCGAGCUGACACUGACCAGGUGUGGAGGGGAGUGGGUAGGGGGCUGUGGAAAUGUGGCCAGGUCCCUACCCCUAUCGGCAGAGGCUCCAUCCUGCCCUUCCUCUCAGCCACAGGUGCAGGAUGGUAGAUGGGAACUUGCCAGAAGGAUGCGACCCUAUUUAAGUAGUUGUGUUUUCUUCCAGCCCAGCAUCCCCACCAAAACAGGAAAAGAAGUGCUCUCGUGCAGGGGUUAUUCACAGUGAGCCUGGCUGGCUCCUCAUGAUCUCUGAGUUUAAAACGUGCCAGCAGAUGAUUUUAACGAUCCCAUCAAAAAUUGUCUGGAUCAGUUUCGAGCUAGCGUUUCCUUGCAGAGGCCAUUCUUCCUUUUUUUGACAAAAGUUGGGUCAGCCAGGUGCAGUGGCUCAUACUUGUAAUCCCAGCACUUUGGGAGGCCGAGGCAGGUGGAUCACCUGAGGUCAGAAGUUCAAGACCAGCCUGGCCAACAUGGCAAAACCCUGUCUCUACUAAAAAUAAAAAUAAAAUAAAAUUAAAAAAAAGCCGGACGUGGUGGUGGGCACCUGUAAUCCCAGCUACUGGGGAGGCUGAGGCAGGAGAAUCACUUGAACCCAGGAGGCAGAGGUUGCAGUGAGCCAAGAUUGCACCAUUGCACUCCAGCCUGGGCGACAAGAGCGAAACUCCGUCUCAAAAAAAAAAAAAAAAAAGAUAAAAGUCGGGUCAGUGCUGCCGCCCCCAGUGUCAAGAAUUGCAAUCACAGGUCGGGUUUGCCCGACCCUGGAAGCCUGGUCGUUUAAAGUGGCUUGGUUCUCUCCUGCCCUCUGCUCACCCCCUCUUAACCAGGUUGGUUCCAUCUUUCACAGCCUGAAAGUCAGUCUCCCUGAUGAGGAGAUGUAGAAAUAGAUGAGAAGCAACAGAGCCCGUACCCUCUGAGACAGUAUCUUCCCCCAGACUCCACCCUGUUCUCCUGGUUCCAAAGAGAGGAACCCGCCUUUUGCUGGUUUUUCUUCUGUGGGCCUGGUCUCAUUUUGAACUCUACCCUUUCUGAUGCUGUUCUUUUCUUCCUCUUUCUUGAUUAUUUAUUUCAGCUUCCACAUUUUAUUUCAACAACAUCAGUCAUGGUAGCUGCGUAUUCCUAUUUUCAGUGUAGUAACGUUGAGCAUUUAUGUUCCUAGCACUCUUCCAGGUACCCUGUGCGUUAUGAGGCAGGCACAUCUCUCCUGAAAGAAUUUAUAUUCUUGUCAGGGAAAUAAGGCUUCAGAUCAGAAAAAAUUUGGGGUAAAGUGCCGAAUUCCUUCUACCCUAACCUGCCUCCAUUUCCUCCCUCCUCCGAGUUGAGAUGAUUGGGUCAGAGCCAGCUCUUCCUGGGCUUGGGAAGAGGAGAUGGGGCUUGAGUGCUGCUGCCCCCCCUCAUAACCUCAGAGUCUGUAUUGAGACUCUCUUGCUCAAACUCCCCUCGCAGAGUAGAACGAACAGGCCCUGGUGCGAGGAAGGGUUUGACCCAGGCUCUGCCAUUGCCACCUGCAUGACUAGGGUGAGCCACUGAAUCCCUCUGGCCUGAAGUCUCCGUCGGAGGUUGUCUGUCCCUCCCUGCGAGACUGCAGCAGAUGGCACCCCAAAGCCACCAUUUGGGAGUGCCAGGGCGCAGCAGCAGCACAGAAGCUUCCCCUGCAGUGUCAGGCCCUGAACCUGGGGUGGAUGGCCCAGUGUGGGCCUGCGCCUGCCAGUAGAGGCCUGAAGACAAACUGAGCGAGUCUUCUCCAGUUGGCUCGGGUGAGCUGGUGCCUGCCAAGGGCUGCUGCUGUGGCUCUGGGCAUCUGCCUGCUCUACCAUGGGCAGCAGCAAAAUCUUCUCCCUUGGAAGUGGGGACUCUGGGCUUCUGCCCUCUGGGCUCUUUAUGGUCUGAAACUGAAGUCGGUUUGUGCUUCAGUUCCCAGGCUGCAAAACUGGCCUUGUCAUACCUGCAGCUGGCUCUGCGGUGGGAACAAUAGGCUCUUUGCAGACCAUGGAGGUGGGGUGGGCUGUCUGCCGUUCUCAGAAAGCUCUGGCUUUCUCUGACUUGGAAUGUUUCUGUCUUUUGCAGAUGGAGAAGGAUGAAACUGUGAGUGACUGCUCCC
Molecule: messenger RNA, 8676 nt
Organism: Gorilla gorilla gorilla (western lowland gorilla)
Lineage: Eukaryota; Metazoa; Chordata; Mammalia; Primates; Hominidae
Exons: 1
Coding region: 107-1339 (410 amino acids)
Source: RefSeq, a predicted model, not a curated record